CUUGGUUGGUUGUUUUUGGAUAUUGAGCCUUGUCGAGUGGAUUCAUAUUUUUUUUUUUUUUUUUUUUUUUUUUUUGUGGAACGACAUGGUUAUUAUUGCAAUCCGGUGAACGUGAGAGCGGUUCUUAUUUAAUUUCCAUAUACUUUACUUGUUUUUUUUUUUUUUUUACAGUUCGUUACGCCGGCGUCUUUAACAGAUAAAAUUGGUUGCAUACAGUGUAAAACUUCAGUUCACAUUUUAGAUGCUUUUGCUAGUUUUCGAGAGGACUGCAGGGAUACCUGUUAAGAAUAACAACACAUUUUGUUUUACAACGUGUGUUUUGAUCGUACACAUGCAACGUUGCAGAGUUGCGCCGAGUCCAAGGAUCUAGAAAACACGAUUUGAGUUUAAUUUUAAACUUGUCUUCUUAAAUGGAUCGCCAUUCCAGUUUCAUUUCCAUUUGGCUGCAACUGGAACUGUGUGCCAUGGCAGUACUUCUGACAAAAGGGGAGAUAAGAUGCUACUGUGAUGCAGCACAUUGCGUGGCAACAGGUUACAUGUGUAAGUCAGAGUUAAGUGCCUGCUUCACCAGGCUUCUGGACCCACAGAACACAAACUCCCCUCUCACGCAUGGCUGCUUGGACCCUUUUGCAAACACAGCAGACGUUUGCCAUGCCGGAAGGACAGAGAGCCGCGCUGGGGCCUCGGAGAAGCUCGAGUGUUGUCACGACGAUAUGUGCAAUUACAGAGGACUCCAUGAUGUUGUUUCGUAUCCCAGGGGGGAUGGCUCAGAUCAUGGAACAAGAUAUCAGCCCGACAGCAGCAGGAAUCUUCUCACCAGGGCGCAGGAUUUAACAUCCUCCAAAGAGCUGUGGUUCAGGGCUGCCGUGAUCGCUGUGCCUAUCGCAGGGGGACUCAUUCUAGUGCUUCUCAUCAUGCUGGCCUUGCGGAUGCUUCGCAGUGAAAACAAGAGACUGCAGGACCAGAGGCAGCAGAUGCUGUCCCGCUUGCACUACAGCUUUCAUGGACACCACUCGAAGAAGGGCCAGGUAGCCAAACUGGACUUGGAAUGCAUGGUUCCCGUAACCGGACACGAGAACUGCUGUAUGACUUGUGACAGAUUGCGACAGUCGGAACUCCACAAUGAUAAAGUGCUGUCUUUAGUUCACUGGGGAAUGUACAGUGGUCACGGGAAGUUGGAAUUUGUAUGACCCCCCCCCCACUUCCCCCACCCCCCUCUUUGAACUUGAACCUAAACUAAAAAAAAUAAUAAUAAAAGAAAAUGAAGCAAAGCUUAUAGGUUCUGCUAAGGAGCACUUUACUUGAAAUAAGACAGUUCAUGUGGAAAUGUAAUUUAAGUGGAAAGAAGAGAAAAGGGACCCGUGCUUUGUGGGGACACAAAGGAUCCUUAACUUUUUUUAUUUCUUUUUUAAUUUACUGAAGGAUUCCAAAUAUGGUCUUAUUUUGCACACUUUGUAUUAAAGUAUGUUAUUUGCUUUAAAGAAAAAUAGAAGAAAUGCACACUAAUACCAGGGUAAAACAAAGGACACGAAUGAGGAGUAAAAACAGUAGAGAAGUGUAAACUGUACAGUAUGUGCACUUCUCUUUGUACGAUUCUCCUUCCUGUUUUAUUGUAAAGAUUUAAAAAAUAUAUAUAUAUUUUUGUCAGAUAAAAAAAAAAGAAAAAAGUGUGGUCUGUUUUUACGAGGGCGUCCAUGUGCUUCAUAUCGGAUAUUUAAAAGAUAAUAAUUUGGGCGGGGGCGACGGACGGACGGACGUUUUCUGGGACUGCAAAUUUGUAAUAGAAAAGGCAUUUGUGACAGUUUAAUAACAUUGGGUCACAGAGAGGCUAUGUGAUAUUAGCCUUGCUCUAAUCAGUGUUUUUAUAGUAGAAUAACUGGGAAGCCUGUGUUUUGGUUCUAAUUACUGUCAGAUGGGCUUCAGUCCUCAUUUAGGUUUGUAAAUAAAGUCAGAUCUUUUAUAUGAAAUAUGAUUUCUGGUACAAGUUGUAUAGGGUGCUGUAACAUACUGCUGGGGUGUAAAUGUCACUGGUGCUGUUCAGCUCUCUGUGAGAUAUAGAGUGUGAGAUGGGUGUGCUGCGGUUCCAUAAAUAACAAGCCUCUGUUGACAAUUUUAUAUAGCUGCUGAGGUUCUAUCAUUUAUAGCUACUUCAAAGAGUUUUUCAGAAGUUCAGUUUUUUGAAAACUGACCUAGGUUAUUGGUGCCUUUUUCUGACUGGUCGAUAGGUCUGGUACAUUGUAAUUGGGUCUAACUCCAGUCAUUUAUUUAUUUAUUUUUUCAAAUUAAUUCACUCUUUUUUUAUGCCUGCUAUUUGUGUAAUCAGAUGAGUAUGGCAGUGUUACAGCAUCCUUACUGAGGAACAUUUUAAUUUGCUCACACAACCAGAGUUUCCAUGAAAGCAAGUGCUUUGACCCCCAAUUGCUAUCCACUGAGUUUAACAGUACUCAAAUAACUCAUAAGCUACGCAUUUUAAUACUCUGGCACUGCUGCUUUAGUUAUUGUUUGAUUCUCUCAGAAUCUGUGAUUACAAAAAAAACAGGUGGUUUGUUGUCAGUCCAGAGUGGUGUGAUUGGAUAAAAGCAGUUAUUAUAAGAUGUAUAGCAAUCCUUCUGGAACUCUGCAUAAAGCUGAAAACAUUUAGUCCCAACCCAAUAGGAAAGGUUUGUCUUCUUACAUAACUUUGUGAAAUGGUUUUACUGUUCAACACAAGUAAUGGAAUUUGACUGAGAGCAUAAUAGCAUAUAGCUGUAAUGUCAGUAGAAUAUCUAAAAAUAUGUGUUUAUCCAUAAAAACCCUUAAAAACAUACACCACUAGUAUAUCGUAGUCAUUAACUGGAAUGGUCUCUGGACAAUGUGACUGGCAGCUUUGUAAAAUGGCUGCUGAAAGGGUAAGCUUUCUUGUCUCACCCACAAUCAAACUUGGACCUAAAGAACUGUAUAAUAUAGUUUUUUUUCUGACUAAAUGUGUUUGGUCUUCAUCACCCAGAACCAUAAAAGUUCUGAAUAGGUAUUAUGCCACAGGUCAAAGUGAAGGGUACAUUUUUGCAGAGGAAUUUCCCUAAAAUCGUAAAUAUGAGGUAAAUUUGUACCCUUGUCUCCGCAACAAUGC
Molecule: messenger RNA, 3109 nt
Organism: Polyodon spathula (Mississippi paddlefish)
Lineage: Eukaryota; Metazoa; Chordata; Actinopteri; Acipenseriformes; Polyodontidae
Product: BMP and activin membrane-bound inhibitor homolog
Exons: 3
Coding region: 411-1190 (259 amino acids)
Biological process (GO): transforming growth factor beta receptor signaling pathway; negative regulation of transforming growth factor beta receptor signaling pathway; positive regulation of canonical Wnt signaling pathway
Molecular function (GO): frizzled binding
Source: RefSeq, a predicted model, not a curated record